This is a messenger RNA of Anopheles arabiensis, 4131 nucleotides long. Its product is annotated as probable serine/threonine-protein kinase MARK-A. The record is from RefSeq and is a predicted model, not a curated record. Gene Ontology annotation, biological process: protein phosphorylation; microtubule cytoskeleton organization; intracellular signal transduction. Bases 1134 to 3215 code for a protein of 693 amino acids. The transcript has 10 exons. Gene Ontology annotation, cellular component: cytoplasm. Gene Ontology annotation, molecular function: tau-protein kinase activity; protein serine/threonine kinase activity; ATP binding. NCBI's taxonomy places the organism in Eukaryota, Metazoa, Arthropoda, Insecta, Diptera, Culicidae.
CUCGCGAUAGUAGCAAGUGAACUGCGGUGGGAUUCGCGCUGUAAUUCGAUGUAAUUCUAACACAACUCGAGCGCGGUAAUUUAAUAUCGCCGUCCGCCCGUUCUUCCCCCUGAUCUUCAAUCGACCGGCAAGAUGUUGACACCGGAUGAGGAUGAUCCAGUUUGUCAAUCUACCCUAACCAUCCCCCGGUGCACCCACACACCCUCUUUCGCAGCUCAUCUCAAACAAACACCGCAGCAUCUUGUCUCUUCUAGCUGACACAUUCUCUCUCUUUCUUUCACUCUCAUUCUCACCUUAGUUUCGACGGGUUUUGCAUUAGAACAUCCAAAUCCCAUCGUGCUGGUUGCGCUCACUCUCCGUUCACAGUUGGCAGCGACCACUUGCGAUUUUUGGUGGGAAAAUUCGUUCCCAUCCAUCGUACGAAUUUGCCAUAUUGGCAAGCACAAAGUUCGGGCCUCCGCUUUUGUUUCGCUCUCCGAUUUGUUUUGGCUUUGUUGCAAAACCCCGGGAGAAGCAAGAUGCACCGAGAGAGAGCAAGAUAUGCACCGCGUCUCUCCUCAGGUGGAUGAUGCGGGUCGGUGUCGUCCGUGUCCGACCACCUACCACCUAUACUCGGCUGCUGCUAGUGGGUAGUGGGCGAACCGAUGUGCUCUCCGGAUGUUACAGAUAGAUUGCGUGCCGCAGCCCAAAGCGAACAGUUUUCCCAUCACCCUGACAACGGUUUUUUUACAUCAUCAUCUGUGUGUUUCUGUGUUUUCGUACACUCUGGGGACAUCUCUGGUGUGCUCUCCGUUGUGUUUGUAAAACGCACCAGCAGCGACAUUGAGCUGAAAAUAAGUGAACCAGCAAGCUGUUUCUGAGUGUUUCACAAUAAGCGUAUUGAACCGGUGUCGACCCGUCCUUGAAGUGUAUACAAAUAUUAUAAAAUUAAACUUAUGGCAAAGUGUUGAUAUCAGACCAGGAGGAAACAAGUCCGAAUGAGAGUUUAACCAACCAAAAGAUAGAUUGAGAAAAAAUGUGUCAAUAAGCUCUGGAGGGUCGGAAAGGCAUCAUGUUCUGCUGCAACACGCUUCUCGCACCGGUCAGCAUAAUAUCCGUGCUCAGCAGCGAUCUUCCAAAUUAAAAGAUGUAUAAUGGAACAAGGCAUUCUAGCAUCAGCUGUACCGACGCCAAAGACUCCAAUCUACCAGCGCUACACAACCGCCCUCCAGAAUGACCCCCGGUGUUCGCAAGAGGUAGCGCUGGGCAGACGCAUCGGCCUGUACCGGUUCUGUGGCGAUAUCGGACGAGGCAACUUCUCGCGUGUCAAGCUCGCUGUUCAUCAAUUAACCAAAGAUAAAGUCGCUAUCAAGGUAGUGGACACCAGUCGUUUAGAUGCUAAGGCGCUGCGCAUGUUGUCGCGCGAAGUCAGCACGCUCGAGUGUGUCUAUCAUCCAUUUAUUCUAAGACUGUUUGAAGUGAUAGAAACAUUGGGAAAGAUUCAUCUCAUCAGCGAAUGGGUGCAAGGCGGCGAACUGUACAAUCGCAUCACGGAGGUUGGCCCGCUCAAGGAACCACACGCUGCACUGCUUUUCCAACAACUGCUACUGGCUGUGAAGCAUCUGCAUAGUUUAGGUUUUGUGCAUCGUGAUAUCAAGGCGGAGAAUGUGCUGCUCGUGAGCGAAGAGCGCAUCAAGCUGGCGGACUUUGGCUUUAGCACGCAGCUGGUAAACGGUCCCUGGCAGCAUUUGGACACGUUCUGCGGUUCGCCCCCGUACGCCGCACCGGAGCUGUUCAGUGACGACCACUACAUUGGCGGUCCGGUCGAUAUCUGGGCGCUCGGCAUACUGCUCUACUUUAUGCUGGAGGGCAGCAUGCCGUUCAAGGCACCGACCGUUCCACUGCUGCGGACGGCCGUGCUCAAGGGCGAGUUUGUCAUCUCGACCAGCCUGAGUGUACCGUGCUGUCGCGUUAUUCAGCGCAUCCUAGUGCAUACACCAUCCCGAAGGCCUACGAUCGAACAGCUGCUCGACUGCCAAUGGUUCCGGUACGCGCAGGAUCAUGCCGGUCGUCUGGGACGAUCGUCGAACCAACCCCAAACCACCGUCGGCCAAACUCGUAACCCCAACAAUGUUCCUAGACGGAGGCGGAAAAAGUUGUUCUGGUUUUUCCCCUCGCCUCGCGAUCGCCUUUCCUCGCCCGAGUCCACCACCUCCAGUCGUGAUAACAACCUUAGUGCUGCCAACAACAAUCAGCGUCACCGUCAUCAUCACCAUCACCACCAGCACAACUCCCAACGGCACCAGCCCAUGUCCUCGUCCACGAAGUCAUCGUCCUCGCGGGACGAGCGGCUGGUGGCCAACCCGCCGGAGAUUCCCAACCUGCGCACGAUCGCUUGCAGCACCAAGCGGGCCGCCAGCGUACUGGAGGAAAACUAUCUGCAUCCGCUCAAGCCGGAUCCGGCGGCUGGCGCGCCCGGCGAGGGGGCGGACACCGGCACGCUCGUUACCGAGCACCACCUGCAUCAUUCCCAUUUUAUCAAGGAUCUAUCCAACGAUGUGUCAAAUAAUAAUAUUGUUAACAGUAACGCUAAUGGUACGAAUAACUAUACGAAUCAGCUCGCCAACGAUGCGACCGGCGGAGCUAACGGGAGUCGUAAGGAGAGCUCGGCCGCUAGCCAGGAGCGGAAGCCGCGUCGCUUUUCCUUCGGCCGCUCGCUCAAGAAGCGCAUCGGACCGAUGGAGUUAGUGUCGGCGGAAAGCCUCACCGGGCCGGACGGUGGGGUGCGGCCUCCGCGUGCAGUGGAUCUGCGCGAAAAGCUACAUCGAACGAUCGACGAGGAGCACGGCCGGUUCGUGAUGUACCCGACGACGGCCGUUUCGUCCGAGGGCAAUCGGCAUCUGCAUCCGCUCGAGACGGAAACGCGCCGGCUUAUGAAAGUGCUCGGCAUUACCGGCGACAUGAUAGCGCGAGCGGUGACGAACGGACCGCGCAGUGACAUUAUCGGCGUGUACCGGAUCGUCAUGCACCGGUUGCAGCGUGAGCAAACCAACGCUCGGCUAGCGUCGACCAAUGGGGGCGCGUACGAGUUUCUCGAGCUGAAAUCAAUCAACGGCACGACGACAUCCGGCUGCAGCUCGGGACGGAGCGGACCGAACAGUGGCGCAGGGCGCAGCACUGCCAACAGUCGGCGACAUAUCGAUCAGAACCGGGGAAGAAUCUGUGCCAUUCUUUAAACACACAAAGCGCUACGGGGAGAAAGGGGGACCUCAUGUCCGGGGCCUACCGCCGUGCACGCGUUACCACACUUUCCCCCAUCAUGUGAUAAUCCUCGUGGGAUUAAUUGGAAGCGGGAAGUUCGACCACUGAUGACCACUGAUGUUACUAACCUAAUCGCCGUGUCUAAUGUGUGUGUGUGUGCCCUUCUCUGCCGUGGAAUGUGGAGGAACACGUACUCGAUGUGUGUGCCCCUGCAGCGGUGACUACCGCACUAGACCACAAACCGUAGAAGAUAGAAGUCAUAUUUUUAGAAGAAAAUAACGUUGUUAACUGUUAGUUCUAGUGUACGUCCUGUGGUAGCUUAACCGGCGGUCAGAAGGCCGCCCCUCCGCCCCGCUUCAAAGAUUACCCGACGCAGCCAAUCCGCGGUAAACGAUCUCGGUGUCUCUCUUUCUCCCAACCCCGAGAUGUGUAUGUGCGGCGGGAGAGUGCAAGGGAAGCAGCUUAAAAGUUUUAUAAAAACCCCCAAACAAAACAAAAAAUACCAAAUCAAACAACAAACCAACCUUAUCUAUAUUCGAACUCGAUGUGCCGAGAACCGACCUCAGGUCUCGGUGGAGCAUGGCCAAUCGCACGCACUGUGCCCUUGUGUAGCUUUAAUAUAUUUAUUUUUGUUCCCAAAACCCCGAUCUAAACCUUCGCGGCAAGUUUUUAGGUAAACACAGAAAAGACAUCGUGCUAUUGUUCCGAAAUAUCUAACCGCAAAAUGCGCUGACGGGGCGCGCGCGUUUCGCGUAUUAAGUUACUUGUGUCUGUUGAUUUUAUUUCUACAAACGGAUGAUCAAAUCAUACUAAAGCUGUACCAUUAUGCAACAUUGAACGUGGUAAAAUAAGGUCAAACCAGAAACAAAUAUACAUCUAUUACAAACAUUA